This is a messenger RNA of Gossypium arboreum, 1759 nucleotides long. RefSeq lists its product as uncharacterized. The record is from RefSeq and is a predicted model, not a curated record. The coding region runs from base 1079 to 1507 and encodes 142 amino acids. The transcript is spliced from 3 exons. NCBI's taxonomy places the organism in Eukaryota, Viridiplantae, Streptophyta, Magnoliopsida, Malvales, Malvaceae.
UUUCUUCCUAAACUUUCAAGUCAAUUCUUGUUCUUCUUUUUCAUGUGCUUUCUACCCUGUUUGUUCUUCUUGUGUUUGCAGCUUCUUCUUUUCUAGAAAAAUUGAUACUAUAAUCAAUUGUAUAUGACAUAUUAACAGAUAGUUUAACCUUGCAUGAGUCUUUAUCUUUUUUUUUAUUUGGUUUAUUUGGAGAUUAUGGUAGAUUUGGCUAUUUGGCUAUCUUUCCCAUGAUUAUGUUGGACAGACAUAAAUGAUACAUAGUAGAUCUUUGCAGCCUACCUCGUGUAACCUCCUCAAAUAUUAUGUACUAAUUCUUAAUGAUAGUUAUAAUCAGUGAAAACUUGGUUAAAUAUUAGUUAGUGGAAACAAUUAUUAAUCUUUGAACUCUUUUUUUUUUUUUACCUUCGAAACUGCUGUUAAUAAUUAUAAUUAUAUUGGAGAUAUUGAAAAAUGAUGGCUUGGUAUCAUCCUAUUAGGACCCAGAUUUAAAUAAAUUCAGAAUUCCCAACAUAACAUCUAAAUUCAGCAACUAAAAAGUGACAAAGUUUGAAAAAAGGAAACCAAUAGGCCAUUCUUUUUCUAAGGGUCUCCAGACAAGAAGGCCAAUGCUCUUUAUUCCUUUAGGUUUGCUUGUUGGGACAAGGUAUAGUAUUGAUUAAGCUAGGCAUCAUCAGGAUCAUGUACCAUCAUUCCAAUUCAAGAAAAAGUGUACUGCUGGGAUUAUCAUAUAACUUUGUCUUUACAUUUGCAAUUGGGUAUAAAGCUAGCUGGUCUCAGCCUCGUCUUAGUUUCAUUUACAAAUGGUGGCUGUGGCUGCCUUAUUUUUCCAGGGCAGUGUUAAGAGGUGUAUAGGAUGGGAGGGAUAAGUUGAUGUUUGCAGCUCUUAAUUCCAAGUACCAAAACCCAAGUUUUUAUAACUCGUUUCAAGAAUCUCAUUAAAAAACUCUGCUGGUUUUUCCUCUCUUGAGACUAUGUCGAGCCAUUAAUGAGGAAGGGCAUUUUCUGAGAAGAAUAACCUGCAACUACUACUAAACCUGCUUUAUUUCACAAGUACUGUUUGUUCCUACAAAAACGAGCCAUGAAUGAGUUUGGAACUGGAAGGUCAGUGCCAUGGAACAUAUACCCAAGUUCAGAUCCGACUCCAUCUCAACCAGUAGUUGAUAAGGAAACUCCAUUGAAAAACUUGGGGACAUCCAUGAAUGCCAUUUCUUUUGGCUUUGUUGCUACUGCCAUCUUGAUAUCAAUGUUUGUUAUCAUGGCCAUCUUUGAACACCUUUUUCAGCCAAAUCCUGCUUUUUCUUCCCCCAAUCAAGACGGUGCUGUUGGAUCUGGCGCAGCUGAAAAAGUCGGGAAUCCACAAAGAGUAUCGACAUCAUAUGCAACUGAUUUGUCAGUAGUGAUGCCAGGAGAACAACAUCCUACCUAUAUAGCUCAACUUGCUCCCCUCCCUUGCCCAAGGGAAGGCAUCUAUUGGCCUCCCCAUGAACAUAAUUUUGUAUAUCCUUAAACAUACAUCAUCCAUGAAUGAUGCAUGUAUAUUUAUCAGCAAUCAACCUUCCCUUCUUCGAUACUAUUUAUCCAAUGAAAUAUUAUUACAUCUUGAAGCUGGUUUGCGAGCCCUCAUUUUUGGAGCAAAUCUGUCAAAUAUCACAGAUGACCUAUUUGGCAAAUGCAAAUUCCUCUGUUACAAAUUUAGAGCUUAUUGCUAGAAAGUUUUCAUUGGUAUUAUGUUUCAAUUGAACAAUCCUUGCAUCAAAAA